GGCCGUUCCAUCAAAGUUCAGAUAUGCAGCCCAAGGUAAAAUUCCAGUUCCUCUUCCUCACGUGAUGGCACGUGCCCACCCUGGCAUGAGGCCCCAUGCCGAAGCCACCAGCGAAAUGAACGGAAGAAGAGAGCGGAGGGAACAACUGCCGCACGGCACGGAGACAGACGCGGACAGACCGAGCGAUUGGUCGGCGACCACCUCACCUCCGCCGCCAUCCACUCCUCGGCUCGGGCUCCACGCAAUGUUACUCGUUACCAUCAUUAGCUGUUGAUGGGCAUAUGAACGAUGUCCACAUCUCGUCAGAUAGAUGAUGGGCCUGCUGUACUACAGUUAUGCAGAUGGACAUUGCUACAACCCCAUCUCAAACUAUCAAAAUUUCGAGAGGCUUUUAUAUCUCCAACAAGGCGUCUUUUUGGACUGCUCUCAGACCAUGGGGAUCUUGUCCUGGCAACUGCUGAGAUCAACUCAUCACAAGUUGAAUCUCAUAGAGCUCUAUCGGAUACCUGUACUCAGGCAGUCUUCAAAACGUUUUCUACUAUUCCCCGAGUGAAGUCUUUAGCAUGGGGAUACUGUUCUGAUGCUUUUGAUGACUCAAGUUUUAAUGAAAUUCUAGUGGUAUCAAGUGAUGCUUCUAUCACAGUCCAUGCAUUCUGCCAUUCUCGCAAAAGCACACUAACAGUUAAUUCAAUGUCUGAUGCUAAAGAGUUGCAUGGGGAGUGGAAAGAGUGGCGCCCUACUGAAUGUUCAGUGUUGGAGGAUGGUGAGUCAGGUCCAGAAAAUUGGUUUUGUUCUUUCCUAACUACAGUCACUGCGUCUGUUUCUAAUGGAAAAUACCAAGCCAGAUUGCCCAUGAAAUCUUUAUUGCCUAAUUCAGCAGAAGUUGUAUCCUUUAGCAUAUAUGACAUUACUCUCUCUUUCUUGAAAUAUUGGUAUAGCAAAUGUUCUCUGAAGACUAUGGCGGAAACUGACAGUGAAUCACCACGACGUUUUCUUAGAGCAUCGUGCAGUUGUCAGUGGGAGUGUCUAAAAGUUUUGUCUAGCUCGUCAUGUUAUUUGAUCGGCUUAGUUCUGACUCCUAAUGAAUCAGUACGUUGUGAGGCCCAUCCAUCCAAUGCGGAGUGUAUUUUGGUUACUGUUCUGGAGCUAAACCACUGGGGCAUACAGUGGAACUUUGUGGCAGACCUUCAGGAUGUAUCUGAUGGUAUUACGCCAAGUCCAAAAUGGGUUGAUUUUCAGUUAUCAGAUGUGUUUCUUGCCUGCCUUAAUACAGCAGGUUUUGUUGCCAUUUGGAACGUGAAAACUGGUGGUCUUGUGACGUCAUUCAGUGUUCUUCAACAAUGCAGAACUGAUCUGGAGAUGCCUCUGAGGAGCUCUAUGUCCAUUGUGACAAAUUUGGACGAGGGAAAUAUCCAUGUUGAGAACUUUGUUGGCAGAAUGUUUAAGCGGUUAGUUUUGGCAUCAUAUUCUUAUCUUCUUGCUGUUGUAGAUGAGGUUGGAGUAGUGUAUGUGUUCUAUGCGGAUGACAUCUUAAACUUCAAAGCUAAUGUGCACGAAAACUUUGAUCUGCCUGUUAUGAAUCAGUUUGCUGAUUGUUUUUCUAUCUGGGAAGCUGCUGGUCAUGAGAUAGGAAGUCUAUCAUUUUGUGCUAAUCAGUCCAUACAACAAGGGUCACUUAGUCUAACCAAAUUGGUUCCUGAGUUCUCAGGGAAAAGCGAUGAUAUUGUCAGGCCUAGAGAAAGAAGAAAAUAUAGAUGCGAUGAAAAUGAAGUGGACAGCUGGCCAAGUGGCUUUGUCACUGCAGGGCAGAUGAAAGUUGGGGCAGGUUAUCGUCGCACAAAUUCCUCUUGUUUCUUUAGGAGGAUAAUUCUUCCUCCAUGCAGAUCACAGCAGGAUGUAAUUAGCCUGUGUCCACUUGGACUAACUAGAAUUUUUAAAGGUUCUAUUGCGGAUGGAAACGAGCAUGUCAAAAUUUUUCAUUCCGAGUUGCUUAUGUAUUCAUCUUUUCUUGGCAAAGGAGAUAUUGAUAUUGGUUUUAUGGACGAAAUGCUUCCAUUUAAAAAGGAUUCCACUUUUGUCGGAGAUUCUGUUGUUUGCUCCUGCCAGGGAUAUUUGUAUUUAAUUACCCAGUAUGGCCUUUCUGUGGUCCUUCCUCCAGUUUCUAUAUCAUCCUUUUCAUCUCAAUGUGACGCUAUCAAAUUCUGGCAAAUGGGUCCUGCUGCUGGUAGCACAUGCAAUGCUCUGAACUUACUAUCUGUUGACAAAUCAGACACAAGCUGGAAAACCUGGCAAAUAGAAGUCCUGGAUAGAGCUUUGUUGUAUGAAGGUCCCGCACUAGCAGACAGGCUCUGUUGGGAGAAUGGAUGGGAUUUGAAAUUCUCUAGGUUACGUUGGCUGCAAUUAGCCCUUCAUUACUCAAUGAUUGGUGAUCUAGAGCAGUCACUGAAUUUACUCGCUGAGGUUAAUCUUGCGGAAGAAGGUGUAUUGCAACUGCUAUUGGCAUCUAUUCAUAGGUUAUCUAGUAGGACUGGAAGUGAUAAUGAAGCCACAGUGUCAUCCAAAUCAGUACCAAUAUACUUCUCUGCUCGGCAGGCAUCUUGUUCGACCGGAUGAUAUGUUUGAACAACUUGGUUAACCAUACUAUAGCUAUGUCCCCGAGCCUCGAGGCAUCUCCAUGCCUCAAUUGGGAGCCAUACUACCAGGGCCCAUCGCCUGAACCCCCUUUCAUCCUUUUCAAAGUCUCUUUAACCUCAGAUUCCUGGAUCCUACACACAAAGUGCCUAUUGGUGUCAUCAAAAGAAAGUGAACUAUAUGGAUAUAAAUCUUUAAUUCUCUAUAACCAGCAUUUAAUCUGUCAGGUCUGGAAACUGGUGCAUUGUAGAAACUUGCUAGCAGCCUGAGUCAUAGAGGAAUGGCUAUGGAAGUUGAAUGCAUCUGUAGUAGGCUCAAGCCUGUAAAGAACACCUGUACAACUGUUGGAACCUGCUCUUGGGGCGGGGUGGGGGGUGAUGCAGACCAUUUAAGGCACUCUAUUUUUGGGUCAUGGAACUUUACAGGUUAAUGGUUUUAGCUGUUCGCUUUGCAACAAGAAUGAUAAAAUGUUACGGGUUACAGAAGCAAACCACAGACAAUAAUUCAGUAAAGCUUCAUGAAAUGGCUCUCCUUUUGAUGGCAAUAAGAAGUAUCCAGAGCCGAGUCUCUGCAAAGAAUCAGAAUUCUGUUUGGAUGCAGGGAGAUGAUAAGAGCUCAUUGAAAAUAGGUACAGAAGUAUUUCAGCAUGAUUCUUCAGUUCCAGUUGUUGUACUGGAUGGUGUUUCAUCAGGGCCAUCGGGUGGGUUAGAUACUCAUGACAGGCAAGAGUUGGUUCCUGUGUGUGUUCCUGAUAGCAACAGCAUGUUAGCUCUAACACCAGUUGGGUCAUCUCUUAGUGCUUCAACUUUUCAUGAUAUUGAUACUAAUAAAAGGACUACCCAAGUUGGAAGUCAAAAUUUUCAAGGAAAUAUCAAGGAGAUGAUUAACAGAUGGGAAAUGAAUAACUUUGACUUAAAAAUUGUAGUCAGAGAAGCACUGCAGUCUGGUCGCCUACCUUUGGCAGUUCUUCAGUUGCAGCUUUUGCGCCAGAGGGAAUUAGUUUCCAAUGAUUAUUCUGAAGAUGCUUUCUCUGAAGUUCAUGAAAUUGGAAGGUCCAUUGUGUAUGACCUGUUGAUGAAGGGUGAAACUGGAUUGGCUGUAGCAACACUAGAAAGGCUAGGAAAUGAUGUAGAGUCGGACCUAAGACAACUUAUGCAAGGUACUGUCAGGAGGUCACUAAGGCUACAAAUUGCUGACGAGAUGAAGAAGCGUGGGUACAUAACACCAGAUGACUGGAAGAUGCUAGAAACUAUAACACUAAUUGAGCGUCUCUACCCUAGCAGCAGCUUCUGGAACACAUACUUUUACAGGGAGAAUGUCAUUCGUGAUGCUGCAAAAAUUGUUACACUGCCAGGAGACGAUAAACCUGUAUUGGCUCUAAAUAUUCGCAACCACCCCAUUAUUGAAUGUGGUGAUGUUGACGGAGCAGUGCUUGGUUCUUGGGUGAACAUUAAUGAUUGCACUAAGGAGUUUUCUGGGAGCAACAUUUCUGAUGGUUAUUGGGCCUGUGCUGCUGUGUGGUCGGAUGCUUGGGGUCCGAGAACUGUGGACCGUAUAUUGCUGGACCAGCCUUAUCAUGUACAUGCUCAUGUCCCAUGGGAAUCUCAGUUUGAAUAUUUUGUUGCUCAUAAUGAUGUGGGGAAAGUCUGCGAACUCCUGGACAUGAUUCCCAAUAGCAUACUUUCAGAAGGGAUUAUUAGAGUAAACGUGAACAGUUUACAAGCUCCUGCCAACACUCUUUCUGAUUUAACAGUCCCUGAUUACAACAUGUACAUAUGUGACUCAGAAGAGCUUGAACCUUUCUGUGUGGAGAUACCACAUGUUAAAGUAUUUAGAUCUUUGUGGAAUCAUGAGUCAACAUUAUAUAUUCGAAUGGUAAUGCAGCAGGAAUUGGCAAAGAGACACAUCUUUAUGAAAGAGUAUUGGCAAAGUACUACUGAAAUUAUACCUUUGCUUGCUCGUGCUGGCAUACUUAUAAAGGUUGGUCUAAAGGAAGAAUGUUCUACAAUAUUUUCUGCUUCAGAGAUUCCAGAUGAUGCCCAUCACCAGGGCCGUGAAGGCGCACUGCAUAAGCUAAUCAUACGUUUCUGUGUGCAAUAUAACUUGCCAUAUCUACUGGACCUCUAUCUGGACACCUGUAAUUUGACUCCUGAUAAGGAUUGUAUCCGUUUACUCAAAGAAAACACAGGUGAUUGCAAGUGGGCACAAUGGUUACUCUUCUCCAGGAUCAAAGGUUAUGAGUAUGAGGCAUCAUUCUCUAAUGCACGUUGGAAUUUGUCAAAGAAAAUGGUCAAUAAUAGUAAUCCUACGGCUGUUGAGAUAGAUGAAAUGUUGUAUACAGUAGAUGAUAUGGCAGAACGAAUUGGUGAAAUGUCUGCAUUAGCUACCUUGAUGUAUGCUUCAGCACCAAUUCAGAAAUCCAUAUGUACUGGAAGUGUGAACAGAAGUGGUUCGUCUUCCCAGUGCACAUUGGAGAACCUGGCUCCUUGUCUCCAGCAAUUUCCAACACUAUGGAAAACCCUUUUUUCAGCUUGUUUUGGCCAAGAUGAAUAUGGGUGUUUAAACUACUCUGCUGGUAAUGCGUAUGGAAAAAGAUCAAUUUCAGAGUACUUGAGAUGGCGCUAUAGCGUUUUUUCCUCUGCUGGAGGAGACACUUCGUUGUUGCAAAUGCUUCCAUGUUGGGUCCCAAAGUCUGUUAGAAGAUUAAUUCAACUAUUUGAACAGGGCCCUUUUGGAAUGCAACUUCUAUCAACUGCCCCAUCAUCUGAAGAGUUAUUCACUCACGGUGUCUCCAAUUAUAUAUACAAUUCUACUGGAUAUACCGAAGCCAAUGCACUGUCCUUAGAAGCAUCGAUCCAAAAAAGUGUUGAAGAAGAAUUAUAUUCUUCCCUUGAGGAGAAAGAUGUGAGAGUGGAACACCAUUUGCACCGUGGUCGAGCCUUAGCUGCUUUCAGGCAUCUUAUUGCUAAGAGGGCUUCACAGUUGAAAUCAGCUAGUGCACGUCAAGUGAUAUCCGCACAGUCUAAUGUUCAAGCAGAUGUACAAUUGAUACUUGCUCCUCUAAGUCAAGUUGAACGAUCAAUUCUUAUAUCGGUGGCUCCACUAGCUAUUACAAACUUUGAGGACUCGACUCUAGUUGCUUCCUGUAUAUUCUUGUUGGAACUUUGUGGCCUGUGUGCCAACAUGCUUCGUUUAGAUAUUGCUGCACUACGACGCAUCUCUUCCUACUACAAGUCAGUUCAAGAAAAUAAACAUGUUGAUCUAUCUCCACCAAGGGGCCCAGAGCUCCAUGUGCAGUCCCAUGGAGCUGGUAUAGCUCCUGCUCUAGCUCGAGCGCUAGCUGAAGAUUAUGUCCAGUCUGAUCAUCUGCAUGUUUUGGAGCAGACUCAAACCUCGAUGGCUCCCAAGCGGGAACAGACACAAUAUCCUCUUAUUUCUAUUCUGCAACACCUUGAAAAAGCAAGUUUGCCAUCAUUGGAGGAAGGUAAAACUUGUGGGUUUUGGCUUUUGACUGGUGUUGGUGAUGCAUCUCUUUACCGGUCGCAACAGAAUGAAGCAAGUCAACACUGGAAUUUGGUUACUGAAUUCUGUCAGGCACACUAUCUCCCACUAAGUACAAAAUAUCUUGCAUUACUGGCCAAUGACAAUGAUUGGGUUGGUUUUUUAACAGAAGCUCAGAUAGCUGGAUUUUCUAUUGAAGCUGUUAUUGAAGUGGCAGCCAAAGAGAUCAGGGAUUCAAGACUGAGGGCCCACAUACUGACUGUUCUAAAAAAUAUGAUAUCACUUCGAAGGAAAUCAUCUGGUAAUGUACCUUCAGGAAGCAGUGAUCCAUCUUUCUCUUCUGUUGAUGGCAAUAAUCCCAUGGAACUUUUCUGCAUUCUUGGAGUCUGUGAAAAGCAAAAAAACCCUGGGGAGGCACUCCUAAUUAAAGCAAAACAAAUGCAGUGGUCUUUGCUUGCCAUGAUUGCCUCAUGCUUUCCGGAUGUAACUCCUCUCACAUGCUUAAGUGUUUGGCUUGAGAUUACAGCCGCAAGGGAGAUGUCCUCGAUCAAGGUGGAUGAUGUUUCCUUGAAAAUAGCAAAGAAUGUUGGAUCUGCUGUUGAAGCCACAAAUAAAUUGCCAAGCACUAGCAGAAAUGUUGAAUUUCGUUACAAUAGGAAGAAUCCAAAGCGAAGACGGUUCCUGGAAGCGUCACAUGAAAAGUUAUGUUUCUCAAUAGAUAGCACAUGUGGGCCAGAUUCUGCUGCAACUUCCAAUCCUAUCAGUAUUGUUGACCAUCAGGGAAUAGGAAAGCCAAUCUCAGGAGAAACCAUAAUGUCCGUUGAUAUUGAUGAAAGGCUUGCAUCUUUAUCAAACAUGGUAGCAGUGCUUUGCGAACAACAACUGUUUCUACCAUUACUUAGAGCUUUUGAAAUGUUUUUGCCUUCCUGCUCCCUUCUUUCCUUCAUUCGUUCUCUCCAGGCAUUUUCUCAAAUGCGUCUUCCCGAGGCUUCUGCACGUUUGGCAUCCUUUUCAGCAAGAAUAAAAGAUGAAGCCUCUCAUACUCAACUAAACUCUUCCAAAGAAGUGUCAGUAAUAGCAGAAUGGGUGGCCACUACAGCUGUAAAAGCUGCAGAUGCUGUCCUUUCAAACUGUUCAUCAAUUUAUGAGAAGAGGUGUCUACUGCAGCUUCUUUCAGCAGUGGAUUUUGCUGAUGGUGGCACUUCAUCAUCUUACUUUAGCCGAAGAUAUUGGAAGAUUAAUCUGUCUGAACCAUCUUUGUGUAAAGAUACUGAUGUGUACAACUGGAAUGAUUUGAUGGAUGAUGCUUCUCUUUUAACAUCAUUAGAAAAGGACGGUCAAUGGGAGCAAGCUCGAACUUGGGCAAGACAUCUGGAGUCAAGUGGCAUAGCUUGGGAAUCUACUCUUGAUCAUGUCACUGAAUCACAGGCAGAAGCCAUGGUUGCUGAAUGGAAGGAGUUUCUUUGGGAUAUCCCACAAGAACGUGCAGCCUUGUGGGGUCACUGUCAAUCUCUCUUUAUGAGAUAUUCUUUCCCUCCUUUAAAGGCUGGAUUAUUUUUCCUUAAGCAUGCCGAAGCAGUAGGAAAAGAGAUACCAGCACAAGAGCUUCAUGAAAUAUUAUUGCUCUCUUUACAAUGGCUAAGUGGAACUAUGACUAAAUCCUCUCCGGUCUAUCCUCUUCAUCUUUUGCGGGAAAUUGAGACUAGGGUGUGGCUCCUGGCUGUUGAGUCAGAGAGUCAAUCCAAGGUUGAUGGUGAAUUUGCCACUUCUGCUGUUGCUCAUAACAAAGCUGUUGGAAACAGUAGCAGUAUUAUAGAACAUACUGCUGAUAUCAUCACAAAAAUAGACAGUAACAUGAGCUUGCCGCACAUGAAAAUUACAGAAAGGAAUAGCACACGGGACAGUUUAUCAUACCAACAUGUGCAACUCUUUGAGUCUAACAGUGAAGCAUCUUCAACAACAAUAAAUAACACGCGAGCAAAGCGAAGGAUGAAAACAAAUUCACCACUUAAACGAGGUGUCAAUGACAAUAUUGAAAGUAGAGCUAAUGAGCUGGAUAACAAUUCUAACACUUUACAUAGUUCAAAGAUUGGUGAACAAGCUAGAAAUUUGCUCUCUGAAGAGGAAUUUGUAAAGAUGGAAGCAUCUUUAUCUGGUUGGGAACAAAAUGUUAGGCCUGUAGAUAUGGAGAAGGCUGUGCUCUCUUUACUGGAAUUUGGGCAAAUAACUGCUGCUAAGCAACUCCAACAAAAGCUGUCUCCAUCAUAUAUUCCUGAAGAACUUGUCCUUGUUGAUGUUGCUUUAAGAAUUGCCAAAAACAGCAGUAAUGGAGAGAUCAAUUUGUCAUGCUUUGACACACAGGCUCUUCGGAUACUUCAGUCACUGAGAGUAGCAAAUAGCUGCGAUAUGAUUAGCCCAUCACAGGUUAUGGAGAUACUAGCUGCGAAAUGUGGUGAGGGUCGUGGGCGAGCUCUUAUUAGGAGAAUAAUAGGAGUUGUUCGAACUGCUAGAUUAUUGGGACUCCCAUUUUCCGAAGCAUUUGAGAAACAACCAAUUGAACUUCUACAGUUGCUUUCCCUGAAAGCUCAGGAUUCUUUUGAUGAAGCGAAAUUUCUAGUGGAGACACACAUCAUGCCUGCAUCUAGCAUUGCAAGAAUUCUAGCUGAUUCGUUCCUAAAGGGGCUUUUGGCCGCACAUCGUGGAGGCUAUUUGGAUUCCCAAAAGGAAGAGGGUCCUGCACCUCUAUUGUGGAGAUCAAGUGACUUCUUAAAGUGGGCAAAACUAUGUCCAUCAGAAUCAGAAAUUGGCCAUGCUUUGAUGCGUUUGGUAAUGACUGGACAUGAAGUACCACAUGCUUGUGAGGUUGAACUCCUAAUAUUGUCGCACCACUUCUACAUGUCAUCUUCUUGUCUUGAUGGAGUGGAUGUUCUCGUCACAUUUGCAGCAAAUAGAGUGGACUCAUAUGUUUUAGAGGAGGAUUUUUCUUGUUUAGCUCGUUUGAUCACUGGAGUGAGCAAUUUCCAUUCCUUGAGCUUCAUUCUUUCAAUCCUUGUAGAGAAUGGCCAAUUGGAGUUGCUGCUUCAAAAGUAUUCUGCCACUGACACAGCCACAGGGACGCUUGCAUCGGUUCGAGGAUUUAGGAUGGCUGUUAUUACAUCACUGAAACAGUUUAUCCCGAAUGAUGACGACGCUCUCUCUAUGGUAUACAAGCACUUUGACAUGAAGCAUGAAGCUGCUUCUCUCCUUGAAUCACGUGCAGAGCAAUACAUGAACAGCUGGUUAUCACGAUAUGAUAAGGAACGGCGAAAUGAUGAGCUUCUGGACGCUAUGCAUCAUCUUGUAGAGACAGCUGAGGUUCUUUCAACUAUUGAUGCUGGCCAAAGAACACAUCGUGCUUGUGCCCGUGCUUCUCUUCUGUCACUUCAGAUCCGAAUACCAGAUCUUUUGUGGAUUGGUCUUUCUGAGACCAAUGCCCGGCGGAUUUUUGUGGAACAAUCUAGGUUCCAGGAAGCUCUUAUUGUUGCUGAAGCAUACAACAUAAAUCAACCUAUAGAAUGGGCCCCAGUCUUUUGGAAUCAAAUGCUAAAACCGGAUCUAAUCGAGCAAUUCGUGGCUGAGUUUGUCUCAGUGCUGCCCCUGCAGCCACCAAUGCUUCUCGAGCUUGCAAGGUUUUACAGGGCGGAGGUUGCAGCCAGGGGGGAGCAGUCACACUUCUCUGUCUGGCUUUCACCUGGAGGCUUGCCUGCAGAGUGGGUGAAACAUCUUGGUAGAUCCUUCAGGAGCCUGCUGCGUAGAACAAGGGACAUGAGGCUGAGGCUGCAGUUGGCAACUCUGGCGACAGGCUUCAUUGACGUCCUUGUUAUUUGCAAUAGAGUUUUGGACAAAGUCCCGGACAAUGCUGGCCCGCUGAUCCUAAGGAAGGGACAUGGUGGAGCAUACCUUCCUCUCAUGUAGAUAUUUCCCUUCUCUUUUUGGUGCAUUGGAUUCAGAACUUAAUUCUUGGCAGUUAGGCUAUAUAUUGAAAGGCAGAUGAAUCUUGCAAAUAUUAUAUGUAUCAGCUUUCUUUGGUUCAGCAUCUUUAAAGUCAAGCUUGGCUGCAGUCUUGGACAUGGAUUCUCAUCGAUGAUGCCAUGAAAGACUUUUGUGAUUGUAUGUGCAGCAUUUUGAGCGGAAAAGCUGGCAGAAAUGGGAUUUUUGCAGCUUCAUCCGGCAGGUGUUUUCGCACCCAUGAUAUAUUGUAUGUUUUGCAUGUACGAAGAUCCGCCCCGUAUUUGUUUUCCUCUUUUUUUUUUGGUUUUGCAAGUGUCAUGUAGGUCGAUUUGCUGUCUGUGAUUUGGACUGCAAGUCUGCAACCAGACGGCAGAUGCGUCGAGACGUCGAGUGUCCAGUCCAGCGAAAGCGUAAAUACAAAGCACAUGGACGUUAACCAGACGGCAGAUAGCCUUUGUUUGUUGUUCUACUGGUAAUGUUCUUAUUUUCUAACCAUGGUUUUACAACCCAGGGGAUCUUGUCCUGGCAACUGCUGAGAUCAACUCAUCACAAGUUGAAUCUCAGAGCUCUAUCGGAUACCUGUACUCAGGCAGUCUUCAAAACGUUUUCUACUAUUCCCCGAGUGAAGUCUUUAGCAUGGGGAUACUGUUCUGAUGCUUUUGAUGACUCAAGUUUUAAUGAAAUUCUAGUGGUAUCAAGUGAUGCUUCUAUCACAGUCCAUGCAUUCUGCCAUUCUCGCAAAAGCACACUAACAGUUAAUUCAAUGUCUGAUGCUAAAGAGUUGCAUGGGGAGUGGAAAGAGUGGCGCCCUACUGAAUGUUCAGUGUUGGAGGAUGGUGAGUCAGGUCCAGAAAAUUGGUUUUGUUCUUUCCUAACUACAGUCACUGCGUCUGUUUCUAAUGGAAAAUACCAAGCCAGAUUGCCCAUGAAAUCUUUAUUGCCUAAUUCAGCAGAAGUUGUAUCCUUUAGCAUAUAUGACAUUACUCUCUCUUUCUUGAAAUAUUGGUAUAGCAAAUGUUCUCUGAAGACUAUGGCGGAAACUGACAGUGAAUCACCACGACGUUUUCUUAGAGCAUCGUGCAGUUGUCAGUGGGAGUGUCUAAAAGUUUUGUCUAGCUCGUCAUGUUAUUUGAUCGGCUUAGUUCUGACUCCUAAUGAAUCAGUACGUUGUGAGGCCCAUCCAUCCAAUGCGGAGUGUAUUUUGGUUACUGUUCUGGAGCUAAACCACUGGGGCAUACAGUGGAACUUUGUGGCAGACCUUCAGGAUGUAUCUGAUGGUAUUACGCCAAGUCCAAAAUGGGUUGAUUUUCAGUUAUCAGAUGUGUUUCUUGCCUGCCUUAAUACAGCAGGUUUUGUUGCCAUUUGGAACGUGAAAACUGGUGGUCUUGUGACGUCAUUCAGUGUUCUUCAACAAUGCAGAACUGAUCUGGAGAUGCCUCUGAGGAGCUCUAUGUCCAUUGUGACAAAUUUGGACGAGGGAAAUAUCCAUGUUGAGAACUUUGUUGGCAGAAUGUUUAAGCGGUUAGUUUUGGCAUCAUAUUCUUAUCUUCUUGCUGUUGUAGAUGAGGUUGGAGUAGUGUAUGUGUUCUAUGCGGAUGACAUCUUAAACUUCAAAGCUAAUGUGCACGAAAACUUUGAUCUGCCUGUUAUGAAUCAGUUUGCUGAUUGUUUUUC
Zea mays is the source of this 11796-nucleotide messenger RNA. RefSeq lists its product as uncharacterized. The transcript is spliced from 28 exons. Lineage: Eukaryota; Viridiplantae; Streptophyta; Magnoliopsida; Poales; Poaceae. Bases 3043 to 10086 code for a protein of 2347 amino acids. The record is from RefSeq and is a predicted model, not a curated record. Gene Ontology annotation, cellular component: cytoplasm.